ACAGCACUACACCCAGAAUCCCCCCCCUUCCAGCCCGGCUGCCUGCCUCCUCCACAUCCCGUCAGGAAGAGAAGCCUAUUGUGUCGGGCCCAGGGAGUUGGAGUUGAAGUGCCCGGGGUCCGCGCCUCUGACUGCUCUGAGCUACUUCCCCAUUGGCUCCCGGCAGCUUGUGCUCGGCACGGGCUCAGCGGCAGGGGGAGGCGGUAGUCCAUAAAAGGGGGGGCGAGGCACCAGAACUGCCAUUCCGAGGGGCUUCGGUGGCGCCUCCUGCCGAACCGGAGUCAGGCAGGCCCCUGAGUCUUGGACCGGCCACCUGCCACCACCCCUCCAACCUGCUGGACCGGAGGCUGCUCAGGGACAAAGAAGAGCCCAGGUCAUUUAUCUCCAGGCUUUGAGAUCUGCGUGGGGGAGCUGUUGCAGCAGCCCAAGCGGCAGGAAAGCUGAGACAGAAUGGCGUGGCAGGGGCUGCUGCUGGCCGCUGGCCUCCUUGUGCUCCCCUCUGCUGCAGUGGACUGCGUGUCCCAGUGCGCCCUGUGUGCUGUGAAGACCCAGCACGGGCCCAAACCCAUCAACCCGCUGAUUUGCUCCCUGGAAUGCCAGGCCGCUCUGCUACCUGCUGAGGAGUGGGAGAGAUGCCAGGGACUUCUGUCUUUUUCUGCCCCCUUUACCUUUGGGCUCAAUGGCAAGGAAGACGUGGAAGAGCCCUAUAGCAAGCUGGCCAAGCGCUCUGGGCCCUUCUUGAAGGAGCUUGAGAAAAACAGACUCCUUCUUAGCACCCCAGCAGAGGAGAAAGCUCUGAGCAGGUGCCUGGCAGAGAAGCUUGGGGGUCUCUCUGGUAGGCUGGGGGAGGGAGCAGAGCCUGAGCUGAUGGGUGCCCCCCAGCCAAAAGCUGGUGCCAUGGAUGCUGGGGCCCUGGAUUCCGAGGAGGAGGACCCCAAGGAGCAGGUCAAACGCUAUGGGGGCUUCUUGCGCAAGUACCCCAAGAGGAGCUCAGAGGUGGCUGGGGAGGGGGACGGGGAUCAGGAGGGCCACGAGGACUUGUACAAACGCUAUGGGGGCUUCCUGAGGCGCAUCCGUCCCAAGCUCAAGUGGGACAACCAGAAGCGUUAUGGAGGUUUUCUCCGGCGCCAGUUCAAGGUGGUAACUCGGUCUCAGGAAGACCCCAGUGCCUACUCUGGAGAGCUUCUUGAUGUGUAACCUGUCCCCCAACAUGGAGUUGAGUCAGGAGCUCCCCCUGACACCCUUCCACGUUGGAGUGUCCCCAUUCAUCCUCCCUUAUGUCCCCUGUUCCCACGCCCAGUUCAGCCUUGUCUAAAAAACAUCCAAACCCAGCCUAACUUUUCUCUUCUGCCUGGGGUGCAGUGUCUGGGGCCAGUGAGGGGGAGGGAUGGAGGUUCGCCCCUCCAAUAGGUCUAGUGUUGCCUCAGAUCUUAGAGCUCUAGAACUAGCGCCAGCAGCAGCUUUUGACAUUACUCCCUUCACCCCUUUCAUGUGACUCCCCAGUUCCAGGAAUCCAGACUGCCUUGUUCUUCCUCACUCUACCUCUAUGAUCACCAAACUUUAUUGAUCACAUGCCCCUUGAAGAAGAAAAACAAGCAGAACCCCUCCCAUGCAGAUAUAUUCAUUUAGCUAGCAUAUACAUAUAAUAAAAACAUACAGAUGAUAGAAAUUUAAACAAGAUCAAUAAACAAAAAGGAAUCCUAACAUUUAUUCCCAAACCUCAAAGGAUCUCCUUGUGCACCCCACUUUGGACACCAUGCUUUAGAUAAAAUGCUCAAAAACACUGCCUAUUAUUGGAGUAGAAAUUCCUACGGAAGAGAGUUCAGUCUUCUGGAGAUUAAAUGUUCAGUUGGUGUACUCUGAGUUCUUUUGUUUAGGAACACACCUUUUGAAGAACUAAGUUCCUGGACUCCAGUCCAUGUUACCCUGGGCAGUGCUCAAGUCCUCAAAGGAGAGGAAGAGGGUAAAGCCCUUUUCCUAAGUGGUUAAUGAGAGCAGUUCUCCCUCCGAAUGCUAAAAUGAUUGAGGGAAGGAGGCAAACCAAUUUGUUCUGUGCAACAAACUCAAAAUCUGGACCAGUUCCCUCAGCCCUCAUUAAACUAAUUAAACUGAUCAGUAUCAUGCUCCUACCCCAGGAUGAACUGAAGCUGAGUCAAGUUGAUGAGGUUAAGCACAACCAUGUUCUUGAGCAGCUGAGUCGGCCACCAGAAGUCCAAGCCAUCUGGUCAAACAUAUGCCCUGGGAACUGGGUGAGGGAAUCCAGAAGCAACAGCUAGAAAGAGAAAAAGACCCUUUUCAGCCCCCUGAUGAUUUUUCCUUUUAAUGUCUCAAAAUAAAACCAGAAAGGGGAAUGAAAUGAUUGAGUGCUUGAGGACAGAUGAGUUCCCUUGAUUCCAAUAACCCAGAAUCAGAGGCAGAGACCUCCCAAUGCCUUGGUUUCAAUCAGGUUUGCUCUCUCUCACCCUGCUCUCUUGCUCACUCAUCCCCAGGCACUAUGGUUUUGUUUGUGGGUCCAGGAGGCUGGAUAGGAGAAGAAAUAGACAUGAGUUUUUGUAGAAAACACCACUGAGCACACCUCUUUAUGUGCAAGCCCCACGUCUCUCAAAAUGUCCUGAAAUGUAUAGAUUGUUUUAGGGUUACUUUGUGUGCUUUUAAAAAAACCCCAUUUAUGCAAUUUACUUGGAAUUCGCUUAGUCCUCAACAGGCCUGUGUUAUUUCCUACUCUUCUAGUACAAUAAAUUUAAAAAAAGA
Messenger RNA from Manis pentadactyla (Chinese pangolin), 2751 nucleotides. RefSeq names its product prodynorphin (gene PDYN). Bases 451 to 1197 code for a protein of 248 amino acids. The record is from RefSeq and is a predicted model, not a curated record. Gene Ontology annotation, molecular function: opioid receptor binding. The transcript is spliced from 4 exons. Gene Ontology annotation, cellular component: neuronal cell body; axon terminus; dendrite. Gene Ontology annotation, biological process: sensory perception; chemical synaptic transmission; neuropeptide signaling pathway. NCBI's taxonomy places the organism in Eukaryota, Metazoa, Chordata, Mammalia, Pholidota, Manidae.